AUGAUUCCGAAAGAAUUUGCAAAUAACGUGGGAGAGGAGACAAAUGAGCCGCCUGUUAAAGUGAAAAGGAGCAAUGGUGAGGAAGUUGCAUACCACCCGGUGAAGUUGUCCAGGAGCGACCUUUACAGACCCCCAACAGCAGAGGAGCUCAACCAACUUAAAGAGGCAGAGAGUUUAUUUCACUGCAGCUUGCUAAAAAUGCAGAUGGAUGAGCUAUUAAAAGAAGUCGCCCUCAGUGAACGCAGGAAACUGCAAAUAGAUGCUUUUAUUCAGACGGUCACAAAGCUCCUGAAGGCUGUACCACAGUCACCUGAGGUGGAGGUGAGCAAUCUGUCCUGGUUAUCCAAUGAUGUGAAGGUUCCUUUCCUCCUGAUACCAAAAACUCAAAAGGGGAAAUUUCACAUGGCGCCUCCUGCUUCUGUUGAUCUGAUUGGAAGUUACCCAUUGGGAACCUGCACCAAGCCACGUGUCGUGGUGGACCUAGCUGCCACAAUCCCAGCUGAUAUCCUCCACCCGAAAGACUUCUUAAACCAGAGGUAUCCCAGGAAAAGAGCCUUCUAUCUGGCAGGUCUGGCUCAGUGUCUAACAGAAUCCUCAGAUAUUGGAGAAAUCUCGUACUCUUGCCUUCAUGGGAAUCGGCUUCGUCCUGUUCUGGUGCUGAGUCCCCCAGGUAAGGACUCACCAGCCUUGCUAGUCCGCAUUCAUGCUUGCCCACCUCCUGGAUUUUUCAAGCCCAGUCGUUUCCACCCUCGGAUGAAUAAUAUCAGGACAUGCUGGUACACCGAGGUGAACAAUUUACAAUCUGAGAUCAUUGAGCCUCCCACUCCACAUUAUAAUAGCUCCCUUCUGGGUGACAUGCUGCCCAGGGCUCACCUCCAGUUUCUGACUGCUAUAAGCGCUCAAUGCGCCGCUUUUCCUGAUGGAGUAUCUUUACUUAAAGUUUGGCUCCGUCAGCGAGAGCUUGACCAGGGCACUGGAGGUUUUAACGGAUUUCUUGCCUCCAUGCUGUUGGCCUACCUGUUAACCACGCACAGAAUCAGCAACACUAUGACCGCAUAUCAGCUGCUGCGAAACGGCCUGAAUUUUCUUGCAUCAACAGACCUUACAGUUAAUGGAAUCAGCUUAUCCAGAAAUCCUGACUCGACAGCUCCUUCCAUGGCAGACUUUCACGAUGCAUUCCAGGUCGUGUUCAUUGAUCCAUCUGGUCACCUCAACAUGUGUGCUGACAUGACUGCGUGCACCUACAAACAGUUGCAGCAUGAAGCGUCAGUUUCCAUGCAGUUCUGGGAUGACCCAACGGUUGAUGGUUUCCACAGCCUCCUCAUGACAUCCAAACCGAUGCUGAGGACCAGUGACCAUGUCUUCCAAUUGUGUGAACUUGUAAAGCUGCAGUCCAGCUGUAAGAAACUAAACCUACUCAGUGAGUUGAUGGACCAGAGUGGAAACUACGUCAACACGGUGCUCCCGUUUAUACUAUCGCUGCUUCAGAGAGGCCUUGGACAAAGGAUCAGCCUUCUCACCCAUUCACUUUGUCCUGAACCUGUGUGGUCACUGGAGAGUGAACCUCCAAAGUACAAAACCCAGCCACCUCUCAGCUUUGGCUUGUUGCUGCAGUCUGAGUUUGCGAACUCAGUCUUGGAGCGAGGACCUCCAGCAGACAGCCCUAAGGCUGCCGAGUUCCGGAAGCUUUGGGGUGCUCGUUCGGAGCUCCGCCGUUUUCAGGAUGGCGCCAUCACUGAGGCCGUCCUGUGGGAAGGAGAAAGUAUACACCAGAAACGCCUGGUACCCCAGCAAAUCAUCAAAUACUUGCUACAGCUUCAUGCAAACAUCCCUGAGUCUUGUGUGCGAUAUGUUGGGGCAGUUGUUGACGACGUUAUCCAAAUGAGAAAUAAGGUGCCGAGUACUGGAGAGGAGGAAGGUUUGCGUGUGGUACAGUCCUAUGAUGACCUGAGCAGAAAACUUUGGAAACUAGAAGAGCUUCCACUCUCCAUUACAUCAGUGCAAGGAGCUCACCCGUCGCUCAGAUACACACAGGUUUUUCCUCCAUUGCCACUCAAGUUCGACUACUCUUUCUUUGACAAAAGACGUGGUUUCCAACUACUAGUACCAAAGGAGGGUAAACCCUGCCCGGCUUAUGUGACCCCCAUCACAGUGAUCUGUCACAUGGAGGGCAGUGGAAAAUGGCCUCACGAGCGCCUGGCCAUCCGUCAUAUUCGAACUGCCUUCCACAUCCGUCUGGGAGAGCUACUCAAGACGCAGCAUAACUACACAUGCAGACCCUGCGCCACGCACCUAGAUGUCUGGAAGGACGGCUUUGUGUUCCGUAUCCAGGUGGCAUACCAUCGAGAGCCCCAAGUGCUGAGGGAGCGACUGAGUCCCGAGGGUUUACUGGUUGUCAGGGACAACGAGGAGGCUCAGAGCUUGGAAAUGAGCACUGUACACAAGCCUUUGCUAACCAGCACACUGCAUGGGCUUCAGCAGCAACACCCCUGUUUCGGGGCUGUGUGCCGCCUGGCCAAACGUUGGCUGGGGGCUCAACUCUUCAGCGAAGACAUCACAGAGGAUACGGCAGACCUACUCGUGGCUUCCCUCUUCUUGCAUCCAGCGCCGUUCACCCCUCCCGGUUCUCCUCAGGUGGGCUUCCUCCGCUUCCUUCAUCUGCUCUCCUCCUUUGACUGGAGGAACAACCCGCUGGUGGUCAACCUCAACAAGCAGCUCACAGCGGCCGACUACACAGAGAUCAGGAAUGACUUCAUGGCCUCCAGGGAGUCCCUACCCGUCAUGUUUAUAGCAACGCCUAAAGACAAAAAGGUUUCAAUGUGGACCAAGCGAGCUCCCACUGUCCAGAUGUUGCAGCGUGUGGUGAUGGUUGCUGCUGAGAGUCGCAAAGUUUUGGAAAAUCAGCUGAUGAAUGGCAAUCAGAUCCAAGACGUCCGGGUGGCCAUGCGUCCUCCUUUGGAUGCUUACGACGUGCUAAUCCACUUGAACCCCAAGCAGGUUCCCCUGCUCAACCAGGCAGUCGACCCUCCCACCGUCAACUUUAGCAGGGGCGCGCUCGCCGGAAACGCUAUCGCUUCUGGGGGGAUGAUGCCUGUCACCGACUUCAACCCUGUGACCCUCUACCUGGCAGAGCUGCGGGAUGCAUUUGGAGACCUGGCCCUUUUCUUCUGUGAUCCCUAUGGAGGAUCUGUCAUUGCUGUCUUAUGGAAGCCAAAGGCGUUUGCACCGCUGCCUUUCAAGACGUCCCAGAUGUCUGCCAGAAGUGUGGAUAUACGUAGCGACGUGGCAAAUUCAAUUCCCAACGUGGAAGCUAUUUUGGAUGACUUCAGCAUCAUUGGAAAGGAUUUGGUCAAAUCGGUGGAGGCCAGGACUGAAAGAUGGUCAUUUUAG
Molecule: messenger RNA, 3390 nt
Organism: Nerophis lumbriciformis (worm pipefish)
Lineage: Eukaryota; Metazoa; Chordata; Actinopteri; Syngnathiformes; Syngnathidae
Source: RefSeq, a predicted model, not a curated record